Porites evermanni is the source of this 1089-nucleotide messenger RNA. The record is from the annotation of a GenBank genome assembly. Lineage: Eukaryota; Metazoa; Cnidaria; Anthozoa; Scleractinia; Poritidae.
AUGCCUAGUGGCGUUGGUGUAAGGAGCCGAUGCAGUUUAAAAACAGUCUUCAUUUGGGCUGUCCUCGUUGUCAUUGCGUCAAUUUUGUUUUUGUCGUUCAAGCUGAAUAUUAUAGAACUGGGAAGGAACCUCCGCCGUCAAAGCAACAUAAGAAGGACAAAUAAAUCAACUUUGCACAUUCAGAAGUUUAACAUGAGGGGGAAUGAUGUCAUGGUUUUCGUGCACAUACAAAAAACUGGAGGAACACAGUUUGGUCUUCAGCUAGUCAGGAACUUGGACAUCGAGAGACCUUGUCAAAGACGGAGAUUACAAAUGUCACACAACAUACGACGCAAAAAACGCUUCAAGUGCCUUAGACCAGGUUCCUCUAAAAUUUGGCUGAUUUCAAGACAUCAUCUAGGUUGGCCGUGUGGACUCCACGCGGAUUGGACAGAAACCAAGGAAUGUGUUUCGAGGUAUAUGAAUUCACGUGAAGGGAAAAAUGUAGACCGGACGUUCUUUUACGUAACAAUAAUUCGAGAACCUGUUUCACGAUUCCUGAGCGAAUUUUCAUUCGUCCGCAAUACUUCUUCGACGUGGAGCGGGGCUUCCCUUCGUUGCAACGGUCGCUCUCCAUCAAGGGAUGAACUUCCACCAUGUUUCGCUGGAAAAAAUCUCAGCGAAAUUACGUUGAAAGAUUUUAUGGGAUGUCCUUGGAAUCUUGCUAUUAACCGUCAAAGUAGAAUGCUCGCUGAUUUAAGGCUGGUAAACUGUUAUGACACACGUGCAAUGCCAAAGUCAAAACGGAAUGAGAUCAUUUUGCAAAGUGCCAAAAGGAAUCUUCAAAAAAUGGCUUACUUUGCCCUCAUGGAAUACCAAGAAGAAAGUCAGUUUUUGUUUGAGAAGACUUUUGGGUUGAAAUUUUUGACCCCCUUUAAGCAGGUGGGAAGUAACGAGACAAAGGCGGGGAAGCUUUUUCCAAAGCUGAACGAUUCCGUCUUACAGGCAGUAAAACAUUUGAACUCGCUUGAUGUAGAACUUUAUACGUUCGCCAAAAAGCUGUUUUUAAAACGUGUCAAAAAUUUUAAAGACUCAGAAAGUAGAACCUAA